Molecule: messenger RNA, 3189 nt
Organism: Coregonus clupeaformis (lake whitefish)
Lineage: Eukaryota; Metazoa; Chordata; Actinopteri; Salmoniformes; Salmonidae
Product: calcium-binding protein 8-like
Exons: 6
Coding region: 727-1386 (219 amino acids)
Molecular function (GO): calcium ion binding
Source: RefSeq, a predicted model, not a curated record
CAUGGUCAGUCUGUCCUUGUUGAGCGCGGGCGGCACAUUGGUUAACAACAGCCUGUGUAAGAAAAAAUUAUGACUGAACCGUUUUCACAAGGAUGAGAACUGUUUUUCCGUAGAAAAACCUAGAAUUGACACCGAAAGGUGGAUUGGCGGGGCAAACAACCGUUAAACACCGAACUCUACCGCGUCCUGAGACAUUGAUUGUGUAGGAGCUGCGCCUUGAACGCCGCUGAGGGCUCUAUCGUCAAUCUCUCCAGGCGUUUGGCACCAAUAAAUCUUCCAGCUAUAGGACAGUUACACGAAACAAACGGCUUGGGUUACUUAGGAAACGUUUUAUGAGCAGUGAGCACCUAUAUCAAUGUAGCAUAUGGAUAUGGUGUGGACUGAUAGGGGCUGUUAAAAUUGAUGGGACCUGGUCCUAAAGUGAAACUGUUCGAUUGCGCCGGCUGGAACUGGGGCAGUGAAUGUUCCCAGUAAGCUACGCAUGGACUUGUCAAUAGAAAGACGACCGACCAACCAACGCAUCCCUUUGUUGUGGUGGAAAAAUUGUUCCACAUUGUAGCUGAAAUUGAAAAUUUUAUUUCAACAAUAAAAAGCGACCAUCCUUUAUGAGCAUUCAGGCGAGGUAUUUAAACUGGAUCCCAGUGCGUCUAACUCGGGGAUCCUAUCGACUACGGAUUUGAUUAAUCGCUUUCAAAAACAACCCACUGCUCCCCUGAAAGGGACAAGAUGCCGUUCCACCAUGUGACGGCAGGGCUGCUGUACAAGGGGAACUAUCUGAGUCACUCUCUGUCUGAGGACAAUGACUGUGACCAGCUAGCCAGCAUCUCUGUGGAGGAGCUAGAUGAGAUCCGGGAGGCAUUCAGAGUGUUGGACCGGGAUGGGAACGGGUUCAUCUCCAAGCAGGAGCUGGGCAUGGCCAUGAGGUCCCUGGGAUACAUGCCCAGUGAGGUGGAGCUGGCCAUCAUCAUGCAGAGACUAGACAUGGAUGGAGACGGGCAGGUAGACUUCGAUGAGUUCAUGACGAUCCUGGGACCCAAGCUCCUGUUGUCUGAAACCAGGGAGGGCUUCCUGGGGAGCACAAUAGACAGUAUAUUCUGGCAGUUUGACAUGCAGCGCAUCACCCUUGAGGAGCUGAAACACAUCCUGUUCCAUGCCUUCAGAGACCAUCUGACCAUGAAGGACAUCGAGAACAUCAUCAUCAACGAGGAGGAGAGCCUCAAUGAGAGCUCGGGACACUGUCAGGCAGACUUUGAAGGAAUCCAUUCUAAAAAUAAGAACCGGCAGACUUGCGUGAGGAAGAGUCUGAUCUGCGCCUUCGCCAUGGCCUUCAUCAUCAGUGUCAUGCUCAUCGCGGCCAAUCAAAUGCUGCGGAACGGCCUGGAGUAGCCACACUCGGCCACACCCACUGUGAGCGGGAAAAACAAACCUGCAUGUGCAUGAUGACAGUGGGUGAGGUCAUUUCCUGUUUCUUUAGAAAGAAAAAAACGACUUCAAAAAUGCCUCACUGAUGUUGACAAAAAAACGAAAAACACUGACUGAUAAACUACCUGAUUUUUCUGAGUGGAUAACAGUCCGACGUCCAACGACACUGAGAAGCCAGCAUGAGGAGUCCAGCGAGACCCCUCAUAACCCCAUUACUCUGGCAGGGACAUUCAAGGGCUGACAUUCGCUUACUCUGCUGUCUCUAUUCCCUAAUGCAAUAAAAACACAAGUACAGGAGUUCAGCACUCUUCUUGCCUCAGAAGGUGGAUUGAGACAGGCCCUCAGUGUAUCUGUAUAAGGCAGCAUCCUUGUGGAUUGAGACAUACCCACAAUUGUAUCUGUGUUAGAGAGAUUGGAGCUGUGCCUCCUGCAGUGCAGAGAGCCAGACUGGCUACUCACACUCGCUCUUACGCACACAUAUAUGCAUGUACUUCCACACACACACACAAACACACAAACACACACACACACACACACACACACACACAAACAAACACUUAAAUAAUUGGCCUGUUAAUCUAAUUUCCUGAGGGCGGGUGGAAGCCAGCUCACUACUGCAGCAUACAGUAAGGCUGUUGUAGGACGGGUGUUUAAGCUGUUCUAGAAGCUUUCAUCCAGAGUUCAGGAGUGCAAUCGGUGGGUAUUACUGUGCCCAAUAUUUUCCCUAUAUGUAAAAUUGAAAAAUGUCUCACUGUCACUGUCUCUGUGUACAUUCCCAAUGCUAAACAGAACAGUGUUUGAAAGACCAUAGCUGUGAAAAGUGUGGGCUGUACUGUACCUAUGAUCUAAUUCCUCUUGAGGUAGGUAGGUCUGAACUCCUGUAUUGUAUUGACUCUCAUGGUAAUAUUUAAACCACCUUCAGUUUUGCUGAGGACUGCUUGUAAUAGCUACAGUACUGCAUGCGAUCAAGUCAACGUCGAUAUGUAAAUAUGUAUGUAACCCAUGUUGUUGUUGUCUAAGUGUAUUGGGUGACGGUGUUCUAUUCUGUAUGUGCAUGAUUGUUGGUACACUCUGCUCUAGCAGAUUUAGAGGUGGAGGAAAGGAGAGAGCACUGUGAAACGUCUGCUAAAUGACUAAAAUGUAAAUGUAAAUGUGAAACCAGAGGCUGCUGCCUUCCACAUCACAAUACACAGGCAGACAGACAGACACACAGCUCUCUAUAUUCCCCUCACCCUCUGGCCAAAGCCAUAGAAUUCACUAGAGAUGUACUGACUGAAGAACACUAAAUGGAUGUUGUUGUUUUCUGUUACAAAUAUGUAUUUUCGGUAGGAACAGUCCAUCCUUUGUGUAUGUUGUUGGGUUCCUUCACCCACCCUUUUGAAUUUCCAUCUAUCCCCAUGAGCAGAACGGAGAGAAGAAUCACAGACUGGUGCAAGAGCCCCAUCUAGAGGUUUGCUCCAGAAUUCUGAUAUUUUUUGUAACACAAUGUGCUCUCCUAGCUCUGGUCCAGGGCGUUAGUGUAGCCUGCAAACCCUGGUAAAAACGGUGUGCAGGUGAGGUUGGAAGCCCAAAAGGGCUUAUAUGAAAACCACACCACAAAUAUAAGUACAAAAAAAUUAGUUUGUUCAAUCAGUUAAACAAAGCAUAAUAAUUAUAAUUGUACAUGAUAUACUCAAUAUACAAGAAAAAACAUGUUUGAUUAUGUGUGUGUGUGUGCAUGUGUGUGUGAGUGUGAGAGUUAGGCUACAUGGAGGGGAUUAUUGGGUA